AUGCUUUCUUCUGGAUCGGCCGCGAUCGGUGUGAGUGCGUUGGCCUCGACUGCGUACGGAAAUGAGCGUACCGAAGUGGCAGAAUAUGCGAACGAAGGUGGCUUCUUUCAUGCCGAUUACAAAAAACAUGAUGACUUGAAGCAAAUGUUGGACAGCAAUAAAGACAGCCUGAAGCUGGAGGCAAUGAAGCGCAUCAUCGGCAUGAUAGCGAAGGGCCGGGAUGCCUCCGACCUGUUUCCGGCCGUCGUGAAGAACGUGGUAUCGAAGAACAUCGAAGUGAAGAAGCUGGUGUACGUGUAUCUAGUGCGGUACGCUGAAGAACAGCAGGAUCUUGCGCUGCUUUCAAUUUCCACCUUCCAGCGGGCACUGAAAGACCCGAAUCAGCUGAUACGUGCCAGUGCACUGCGUGUGCUUUCCAGCAUUCGUGUGUCAAUGAUUGUUCCGAUCGUGAUGCUUGCGAUACGGGAUUCGGCAUCCGAUAUGAGUCCGUACGUGCGAAAGACUGCGGCCCAUGCAAUCCCAAAGCUUUACCAUCUCGAUCCGGAACAGAAGGAUGAGUUGAUAGUAGUGAUCGAGAAGCUGUUAGCCGAUCGUACGACGCUGGUGGUGGGAUCGGCAGUAAUGGCAUUUGAGGAGGUAUGCCCGGAACGGACCGAGUUGAUACACAAAAACUAUCGCAAAUUGUGUAAUCUGCUGGCGGAUGUGGAUGAGUGGGGUCAGGUGCUUAUCAUAAACAUGCUGACGCGGUACGCACGAACUCAAUUCUUGGAUCCUAAUGCUGAUGAUGAUUAUGACUACCAGGAAGCGGAAAACAAGCCGUUUUAUGAGGAUGAAUCCGAUUCCGAUUCGUCCGACAAAAGAAGAAAGGAUAGUUCGGUUGCUUCACCGCGUAAGACCUAUACCUUAGAUAUAGACCAUCGGAUGUUGCUGCGGCAAACGAAGCCACUGCUGCAAAGUCGCAAUGCGUCUGUUGUUAUGGCCGUUGCCCAGCUGUACCACCAUGUAGCACCACGCAAUGAGGUGGAAAUUGUGGCGAAAGCUUUGAUUCGAUUGCUACGCAGCUACAAAGAGGUGCAGAGCAUCGUGCUCACCUGUAUCGCUUCCAUGUCGAUCGAACGGAAGUCCAUCUUUGAACCGUUCAUCAAAUCGUUCUUCGUGCGUACGAGCGAUCAAACGCAUAUAAAGCUGCUGAAGCUCGAAAUUCUGACGAAUCUAGCUACGGGCACUAACAUUUCGGUGAUUCUGCGUGAGUUCCAAACGUACAUCAGCAGUAACGAUAAGGAGUUUGUGGCUUCAACGAUUCAGGCCAUUGGACGGUGUGCAGUUUCGAUCUCUGAGGUUACGGAAACAUGUCUGUCCGGUUUGGUGCAUCUGUUAUCUAACAAAGAUGAGUACGUUGUAGCGGAAAGUGUGGUCGUGAUUAAGAAGCUGCUACAAACGAAAAAGGAAGAACAUUUCGAAAUUAUUUCGCAAAUGGCAAAGCUGCUCGAUUUCAUUCAGGUUCCGGCUGCACGAGCUUCAAUCCUCUGGCUGAUUGGCGAGUACAAUGAAAAGGUACCGAAGAUCGCACCCGAUGUGUUGCGCAAAGCAGUGAAAAGCUUCAUCGACGAGGAGGACAUUGUGAAGCUGCAGGUGCUGAAUCUUGCUGUAAAGCUACACAUCACCAACCCGAAACAGACGACCCUGUUGUGUCAGCAUCUGCACAAUCUCGCUCGUUACGAUCCUAACUACGAUAUUCGGGAUCGUGCCCGGUUCCUUAAGCCGUUUCUGCUAGCCUCUCCGGACGGUGCGGAUGCUGCGGAAUCGAUUUUGGUGGCUAAAGCAAGAAAAAUCUUUCUAUCCGAGAAACCGGCCCCUACACUGGAGAGUAUGUAUCAUGGCAGACGGCAGUAUCAGCUAGGGUCACUUUCGCACUACCUCAACAUGCCUACGAACGGAUAUCAAGAUUUGCCCUCAUGGCCAACGGAAGCACCGGACACCUCGGUGAGGAACGUUGAACCACCGGUACCGAUGGGAGAUUAUCUAGGCCGAUCGACAAACGAUCGUACGGGUAGCGGAAAUACUGCCGCUGAAGGUGAUCGUCGCAAGAAGAAAACCAAAUCGUUCUACUCCGGUUCGGAGGAUGGUACUAGAUCGAGCACCACGGAAGGAGCUUCAACACCAUCCGAAUCGUCAUCAUCGUCGGGUUCCGGAUCUGGCUCGGGUUCAUCGUCAUCGUCCGGUUCGUCGAGUUCGGGAAGUGAAACGAGCGGUAGCGAUAGUGGUAGCAGUAGCAGCGGUAGCGGAAUCAGUAGCAGUGGUAGUGAGGAUAGUGAUUCCGCCGCAUCUAGCGAUAAUGGAGUGCAUAAACCCCAGAAGGGUACAACCAAUGCACGCAGCACAGCUGUGAAAGCUAACCGUCGGAAGGACGAUCGACCGAUCAAGAAUGCUUACAAUGAGGUGGAUGGUACGAGCCGAUCAAAGAAGCAAAGCUCUGCCGAUGAUAGUGGAAGUGAUACUAGCGGAAGCUAUGAAUCGUCUUCAUCAGCUCCAUCAUCGACUGGGAAGAAAAAACCGUCCUCAAAUCGAGCGCCAGUCAAAAAGCAGAGCAAACCGCGACCAGAAGAGAAAAAACCUCCAUCCGAUGGUCCCGGUAAAAGUAAUUUAGAUCUUUUGCUCGAUCUCGACGACAUUCCUCCGAUCGGUCCCGUGAUGACACCUUCGUUGGGUGGAUUCCUGACACCGAUGACGGCAUCGAACGCGAACGCCGGAGAUUUGGGUGUCGGUAUAGAGCUGGUCGGUCCAAGUUAUAUUCCGAUGAAAAAACACGAGCUGUUGAACAAAGUGAACGGUUUCGGGCUGGGAAUUGAGUAUCGUUUUGUACGGUCGCCCCAUCUGUACUCAUCAUGCAUGGUUUCGGUGGAGCUAACGUUUACCAAUCACGGUAACGUCGAACUGGUCGAUAUUGAGAUGGGCAAGAAAGUUAAUCUUCCCGCUGGGAUGGCUGUAAAUGAUUUUGCUCCCAUUGGUCGGCUCAAUCCGGGACAGACCGUUUCCGGUAUGCUAGGUGUUGAUUUCAACGAUUCUACCCAACCCGUACGGGUAGACAUUUGUUCUGCAAGUGGAACAAGCACGGUAACGUUGAAGGCCCCGGUCGGUGAGAUGGUACGAUCGGUUGCCAUCGGGGAGAGUACGUUCGAUAGUGAACGUGCGAAGCUACGCGGCAUGACGGAACAUUCCUGUACGCUACAGUUAAGCGAUACACUUUCGCCGGACGAUAAGAGUCUGCACCGAGCGGUAUUCGAAGCGAGCAAUGUGGCGAGUGUGGUGACCGCAGACCCGAAAGGUCCGAACGGUCUACGAUUCCUGUUCGCGGGGCAAACGAUGAGCUCGAAAAGUUUGGUACUGGUGGUGCUUGAAAAGGUCAAUACGGUCGACGAUAAGAACUCAUUUGCGCUAACCGUAAACUGUGAAAAGCUAGUAGUAGGUUCGAUGCUGUUGAACGAGCUGAAGGCGGUGCUGAAGAAGUAG
This is a messenger RNA of Anopheles marshallii, 3510 nucleotides long. It is a transcript of the gene rb, whose product is annotated as AP-3 complex subunit beta-2. Bases 1 to 3510 code for a protein of 1169 amino acids. The transcript has 4 exons. Gene Ontology annotation, cellular component: membrane coat; AP-3 adaptor complex. Lineage: Eukaryota; Metazoa; Arthropoda; Insecta; Diptera; Culicidae. The record is from RefSeq and is a predicted model, not a curated record. Gene Ontology annotation, biological process: vesicle-mediated transport; intracellular protein transport.